UUUAUACAAUACCUAACUCAGAUAAAUUGUUUCAUCGCUGUCCCAGAGUCUCCUGGAGUAAGCUGAAACGUUUCUCGCCCAUCGAAUUUGGUAAUUAAUCUCUCUUCGUUUCCUUCUGAAAUCCACUUUUUGCCUAAUUCAAUCGUGUCGUGUCAUGGAUUCAACUUCAAAAAAAUUAGCGAAUAUUUGUAAGGCAGAUAGAAUCAGUGAUUUACCUGACUCGCUACUCAUCGCUAUACUUGCACUGCUUCCAAUUGAAACUGCUGUGCGCACUUGUAUCUUGUCCAAAAGAUGGAGGCCUCUCUGCGAGUCACUCCCGAAUCUUGAAUUUUCUGAUUAUAGGAAUCCAGGCAGACAUUUCACCGACUUUGUUGAUAGAUUUUUGAUGCGUAGGCCGAAUGAUUUGAAAAUUGCUAAAUUCCGGUUAGAUUGUUAUCGUGGAGAUUACUACCGGGACCGUGUUAAUGAGUGGAUUAUGAAUGCGCUUGGACGUGAUUUGAAAGAGAUAGACUUAUUGUUUCGUUUCCAGACUUGUAUAAAUUGGUCCAAGAAUUUUUUUAACAUGUGUACUAGUGUUGAAGUUCUUCUACUCAGUGGGAAAAUAUCAGUUGAGAUUCCGGAGAAUGUUCCGCUUCCGAGGCUUCGGGUGCUAGGCUUCAACAAUGUAACAAUUUCGAGCUAUGAGUCAGUUGGGAAGCUUUUGUUAAACUGUCCUGUGCUUGAAGAUUUGAAAAUUGUUGACUGUGAAUGGCUUACGGGCAACUCUUUAAGUAUUUGUGGACCUGUAUUAAAGAGGUUGUCAUGUUGUCUUAUUUCAUAUGAUGAAGUGCUUCGGACUUUGAUUGAUACACCGAGAUUAGAGAAUCUCAAAAUUGGUUGUUACACAGGCGGUGAUAAUGAUAUUUUGUUCAAGUUGAACUUGCCAUUCCUCAAGAUAGCUGAAAUCGACAUAUGUGCUCAUGAGAUGGGACAAGGAGUUGAUUGGGUGUUUGGGCUGCUUAAACAGAUUAAUCAUGUCAAAAUUUUGACUUUGUCAGAUAACACUGUGGAGAUCCUCAGCCUGGCAGAUGAUGAUGAUGAUCGUUAUGAGUUUCCCCCAUUUCAUAACUUGACUGAGUUGGUAAUUAAUGUUUUAGAUUAUUUUGAUGAAACUUUACUGGAUGACUUCCUUCAAAACUCACCGAACCUUGAAAGUCUUGUAUUUCCGCAGAGUCUUGUUUGCAUUGAUGAAUCUUUUCGCUGCUCAUGGGGCGGGUCACAAUCACGUGUUCCAGAAUGCUUAUCCGCACAUCUUAAAACAGUAUAUAUUAAAAAUUUCGCUGGAUAUGAUGAGGAAUUGGCAUUUGUUAAAUACCUGCUAGCUUAUGGAAGUGCUUUGCGAAAUGUUUCAAUUGAAAUUUCAAAUUUGUCAAAAGAUGACGAGGCCUGGCAAGAACUGUUAAACUUACAGAGCGAAUCAACAACUUGCAAGCUUAGUCUUAUAGAUGAAAAUGGAACGUGCUCCUUAUAAUCACAAAGUGUAUGAGGGUUCAGAACAUUGGAGAGUUGAAUGUAGCAGAGUUUGAUUGAAUGCAAUAUUUGGUGGCACUUCUCCUACUACACCCACCAGUAAGUGGCAUUUUAAUAAGUCUGCAAGCCCAUUGCUAUCGUUAGAUAGGUUGGUGGUUGGCGGACUGCUUGGGGUUUUUAUCCUUGGAUAAGAUGACUGUACUUUGUAGGAUUGUUUGGUAAAAAAUGCCGGUAUGUACUUAUUUUGAAUUUUAUGAGCAGAACUUGGAUGCUGCUAUAUGUAACUUCUAUCUCCAACAACUCUUCUUUUCACAUACUUUGUCCAAACACUUCGAUAACUUAUAAGUUGAAGUCGUUUAUAAUC
This is a messenger RNA of Daucus carota subsp. sativus, 1873 nucleotides long. Its product is annotated as F-box/LRR-repeat protein At4g14103. The transcript is spliced from 4 exons. Bases 155 to 1510 code for a protein of 451 amino acids. Gene Ontology annotation, molecular function: protein binding. NCBI's taxonomy places the organism in Eukaryota, Viridiplantae, Streptophyta, Magnoliopsida, Apiales, Apiaceae. The record is from RefSeq and is a predicted model, not a curated record.